Messenger RNA from Colossoma macropomum (tambaqui), 672 nucleotides. RefSeq names its product monocyte chemotactic protein 1B. Gene Ontology annotation, cellular component: extracellular region. The transcript is spliced from 3 exons. Bases 46 to 411 code for a protein of 121 amino acids. The record is from RefSeq and is a predicted model, not a curated record. NCBI's taxonomy places the organism in Eukaryota, Metazoa, Chordata, Actinopteri, Characiformes, Serrasalmidae. Gene Ontology annotation, biological process: lymphocyte chemotaxis; inflammatory response; monocyte chemotaxis. Gene Ontology annotation, molecular function: chemokine activity; CCR chemokine receptor binding.
UCUCAAGAGAAGCUCAGACCACUGAAGAUAGCUUAACCUGUCAGCAUGAAGUUGCCUCUCGUUCUCCAUUGCUCAGCUGCAAUUCUCGUGUUGCUGCUUCUUUCAAAACAAGGUAGUGAAGCUCGUCCACCUGUGGGUUGCUGCCUUAGAACAUCUGAUAGAAAAGUGUCUGUGGAUCAGCUCUCGAAGUACACGAUCCAGACGAAACCCUUAUGUCCUGUUUAUGCUGUGAAAUUUACGACUCAGAGGGAAAACAUAAUCUGCUCUGAUCCCUCCUCGCCAUGGGCGAUCAGGGCCAUGGCCUUUUUGGACAAGAAGAAUAAUCCCCAGCAAACAAAGCCCAUAAGAACGUCGCCCCAAACCACAUCAUUACCACCUGUCAUGCAGAGUAACAGCAUGACAGCAAACUGAAUGUUAUUUCUUGCUUGAUAUGACUGACGAGCUUAUGUACAUUCCGAUCGUCUGAUUAGCAUUUCCACUGUGUUUGAAGUCUUGAUAUAUGAAUAUGCACUUUAUUAUUGUGAGAUUUUGUGUUAUUAUUAUUGUUAUUUUCACAUUUAAGCUUUUUGUGUAUUGUUUUGAAUCUUUUCAGGGACAGAAAAGUUUUGUAUGAAUUAUAUAUUUUGUAUGAAUUGUUAUUGAAUCUUAAAACCGCUUAAUUUAUCAACUAUA